Molecule: messenger RNA, 867 nt
Organism: Ruditapes philippinarum (Manila clam)
Lineage: Eukaryota; Metazoa; Mollusca; Bivalvia; Venerida; Veneridae
Product: protein-glucosylgalactosylhydroxylysine glucosidase-like
Biological process (GO): carbohydrate metabolic process
Source: RefSeq, a predicted model, not a curated record
AACGAGCUUAUAAAAACUUUCGUAUGAUGUUUCGAAAUAUCAAUGAACCAUUUAAGGUUUUUAGCGAGAAACCAGUGACUAACAAGUCAUACGGAGGUUGUGUCAACUUUAUUACCGGAGCAGGAGGACUUCUUCAGUCUAUUGUUUUCGGAUAUGGCGGCGUUCGUUUACAUCCUGACAAACUAGAAAUCAAUCCUACACCUUUGCCAAAAACAACGUCAUGGGGUAUGCAUGGGAUAAAAUACAGAGGAAGUAUCCUGAAUAUUGAUGUAAAUGAGACUUUUAUCGCCAUUUCUGCUGUAAAAGUAUCAAAUCAUUCAAAAUUGGUAAUAAGUGGUGCAGAGUUCGGACACAUGAAUAUGCGUCUAAAUACACCGAUUGUUAUCAACAGAGGUGCAGCAUUCAUAGAACUCGAAGCUGAAAGUGACAAGACAAAUGUUUCUGAGGCAAUGAAGCCAGAGAUAUUUGUAUUUAUUCUUGUUUUAUUUUCGACUGUUUAUUGUUUUUCACAUUCGGUCAGGAUUUAAACAUAAUUAUAGGUGGUUAUGACGACUAUGAUUUUAUAAAUUAUAGAAAUGUGAAUAAAUGGUAAAUUGGUUAUGUUAAAUAGCUUUUGUAGUUUUUAACAAUGUAUUUACAAUGGAAUUAUAAAAAAUUGACAUUACAAUGACCAAAUUUUCUGAUUUUUAUUUACAGAACAUUUUUUUUCGUUUCAAGUAUCGAAUACUUAUAGAACGUGUUGUAUCUUUAAAUAUUGGAUAUAUUGAAGGGACACAUUUACAGAAUAAAAAUUAAAUUAGUUUCAAAUAUGAAUGACAAUGUAACAUAACAUUAUUGUAAUAACAUUAAAAUAAAAUUUUGAAAUAU